This is a messenger RNA of Pseudonaja textilis, 2413 nucleotides long. The record is from RefSeq and is a predicted model, not a curated record. Lineage: Eukaryota; Metazoa; Chordata; Lepidosauria; Squamata; Elapidae.
AUGCGAACUGAAUUGGACUUGCAUGACAGCAGCUUGCUGCGACAUUGCAAUUGCAAACCGGCCGCCAAGCACCCAGAUCUCAAUCUUGUAACCAAAUCGCAGCAGAGACGCUGCGAUGGCCGGAACUCUGCAGACCAAUUUUCUUUGUUCCCAGUCAUGCCUACCUUAAAUAAAUUUCGUGCUAUGGUGAAAAAACGGGGGUUAAGAAGAACAUGUACUUUGGAUGAGAUCAGGAAAGAUAUCUCUUUUUUACAUCCCCCUCCGAAUGGGGGCUGGGGCUGGGUUGUAGUCUUAGCUGCUGCUACUCACGGCUUGCUUGUUGGUGGAUUUCAUAGCGCCUUUGGUGUUUACAUGCUGCCCCUCCUUGACACUUUUAAAUCAAGUAACUCACAGAUAGCUUGGAUUGGAUCUAUCAGCUAUGCUUUCAUUAUGAUAUUUGGUCCUGUUUCUGGAAAACUUCUGGUGAAAUAUGGAGCUAUAAAAGUGGCGCUAAUUGGAAAUCUAGUUACCAUAGGUGGUCUAGUGUGGUCAUCAUAUACUCAUAAUUUACCAAUGCUGUUUUUCACUCAUGGAAUCAUUGUUGGUGUAGGAUCAAGUCUGGCCUACACUCCAGGUAUGAUAAUGGUUAGCCUUUACUUUACUACAAGGCGUUCAUUUGCCACUGGAUUAGUGAUGGCCGGAGGAGCUGCAGGAAUUUUCGUACAGAAUAAACUUCAAUAUUAUUUAAUUCAGAAACUUGGAUGGAGAGAUAGUUUGCGUGUAUAUAGUGGAAUUCUAUCCAUUUGUAUUAUAGCUGGAUUUGCAUACAAGCCUCUUCAAAAACAUAGACCUCAUCCAAGUGUAGUUGAAAAAUUUAAAACAUCGCCACUAAGAGGCUUUAUAGUUGAUUUAGGUUUAUGGAAAGAUCGUAUUUUUGAGGUAUGGGUCAUUUCUCUUGGAUUAGCAAAAUUUGGAUUCUACAUACCUUUUGUGCAUAUGAUGAAACUUGCAGGUGAUUUGGGUAUUCCUUUGGAAAAAGCAUCCUAUAUUAUGGUAGGACUUGGAGUAAGCAGCAUGAUUAGUUCUCUUCUGUUUGGAAAAAUUUGUGAUAUUGAAAAUAUUGACCGACUUUAUAUUAAUCAGGCAUCCAUAUUAUCUGUUGGUGUGGUCUACUUUAUUAUUCCUCAUUGCACAUCUUUUGGCGCUCUUAUAGCCAUUUGCUCCCUUUUGGGAUUUUUUGAUGCAGGAAACUAUGUUCUCCUACCUGUCCUUACAUUUGAUUUGAUGGGAGCAGAGAAAAUGCCUAUUGCUUGGGGGUUUAUGAUGGCUGUCAAUGCAAUCAGCUGUUUUGGUCCACCCUUUGCAGGUGCAAUGUAUGACAUGUAUGGCAGUUAUACUAUUGGCUUUGUAGUAACCGGGGUUUGCAAUAUUGCAGCAGCUGGCAUACUCGCUUUAAUACCCUGGUUGCAAAGAGAAGCAAUCCAGGCAACAAAAAACUACAUUAAUGCUUCUGUAUGCGUAAUAACCAAUACCAUAGUGCCUUGGCAAUCUCCAAGUCCUUCAUUAGGGACUGUUAGUUCCUCAUUCACAAAAUCUAUGGUAUCUCCUCAACAAAGUACAUCAGGCCAUUCAAAAGGAUUCAGCAUGAAGUCCUUUAAAAGCAUAUUAAAGUCAGAUGCAACAUCUGGUAAGAAUGUGACUCCACAGAUGACAUCAGAACCUAGGACUUCUGUGGGUACUGUGGAAUAUAUGAAGGUUCUCCAGGAGCAAGAGGACAAUAUAGCCGAGUGGAAGCAAGACUUAACCAAAUCAGAAUUAGCAUCUCUUCAAAGUCAAACUUCAGUCACCAUGCCCCAGGACCUACCCAUACCUUGUAGAAAAGAAGAUGUUAUGGUAUUGAAUGAGUAUGAGGGAAAUGAAGAAGAAGCUGAGAUUACAACUGGGGUAAGGGCUGCACAAGAGCUAACCGUGCCAGAACAAUCUGUGAGAAGGGAAAGGUCAGACUCUAAACAGUUGGAGCAUUUUCCUCACAGAAAAGAAGAUAAAGUGGCUUUUUUAGAUGAUUUCAUUAGUGAUGAGGAAGAGCAUUUGAGAUCUAUGCCUUCUGUCUCUCACAAAAAAGAAGAUGGGACAGUGUUCUUGGAGGAUAUUGAUGGCCUUAAUGAUGAUCAAGAGCAGCUUAAGAGCACAGCUACAUUGAGUCCAAUUGAAGAUGCAACCAAAUCGGAAAUGGCGUCUAAAGAAAAUGAAACUUCUAUCUCAUUGAAAGACUCUGAACAUACUUCCCCACAUAAAGAGCAAUGAUGUGAUGUUUGCUAAAGAUGAAGUUAGCAAUUUACCAUCAUAAGAGAGGAAAUAACAAGAAUUCAUUAGUAAUAUUAAUGGCAUUUGAUCUAGCACAUCUGUAUGACUUACUAGUAGCAAUUUCUUUGUG